Messenger RNA from Hyposmocoma kahamanoa, 4896 nucleotides. RefSeq lists its product as uncharacterized. The transcript has 6 exons. Gene Ontology annotation, molecular function: protein binding. Bases 311 to 3664 code for a protein of 1117 amino acids. The record is from RefSeq and is a predicted model, not a curated record. Lineage: Eukaryota; Metazoa; Arthropoda; Insecta; Lepidoptera; Cosmopterigidae.
UCAGAAACAAAUGAACGAAAUCAUAUGGUUGGCUUUAAUAAUUUGGCAAGUCUCACACUAUUCACAUCUCAUCGAAGUAAAAAGAUCAUGAAUACCUCAUGCCGAGAGGAAUUCAUUAGGAAAUAAGGAAUAGUGCCCCAAGAUCAUACAAAUCGGGUGACAUCAUAUCAGUUAAUUCGUAAGGCUAGAAUAAUAAGACUGAAUAAUUGACAGGCGACUUUACCGUUAAGUAGGAAAUAUUUUAAUUUUUUUUAAUAUGUUCUGAACGAGAGAGGGACUCCGGUCACAUACAACGACAUUCCCAAGCCCAAUGCAAGAUUAUGGUGGCGGUGUGUCGAGCAAGACCGGAGAGUACCGCGAAAGUGGUGCAGAGAGAGGGCGGGAGCGGAAUAUGCACCAGGAGGGGUACCAACCUUCACAACACCAGUACGCCGUGAUGCAAUCCAAGAACUAUGCCUGCUCCAACAAAGACAUGUCUGAUCCAAACAUGGCAACGUACUGCAGAGUGGCCACUGGAAUCUAUGAAGCUACUGCUUCCAAUCAACAGUACCAGAAUCCGAGAUACAAUAAUCCAUCGGCCCCAACAUUCAGCUCUCCGCCUAAUUCGCCUCUAGUUGGCCUUGUGUUUGAUCCAACUUCACCAAACUACGGUGGUUCGGCCAUGAUCGGCGACCGUGGUGUUAACUCCGACCGCCGCUCACAGAGCUCCUGGUCCGUCUCCAAUCAAGAACCUAUCGGCACAGGAGCUAAAAAGAAAAUAGUAAAGAGCCAGGACAAACGCAAUGCUUACAGCACCGACCCACGCUACCAGGACAGAUACAAAGACAGUAGCACUGAGACUGACCGUCAAAGGAAACAUGAUCGAAACCUAAACUCUGAAUCUACAUCCAGCCUCGACUUUUUCGCUGAAGGCGAAAGAAUGGUAUCGGAACUGUGUAACAUUUCUGAUACUAACCCCAGGAACGAUAAUAAUCUUAAUAUGAAUAGAAAUGAUAACAAUCAAAAACAGAAUCAAAAGAAUAAUCAAGAUGACGAUAAGAAUAAACCAUCAGGCUCUUCAGAUGUGCUUCUCACAGCCUUAGACAAAAUAGUCAUUCAUGAUCAAAUUCCUAACCAAAUAGUCCAGCUAGCAAUAGAGGCUUGCACGGAUGCAGAGAAUAUUGCAAUAGCACACCAUAACCGACCCUGCUUUAAGAAUAUACACUCUAUUUGUGCAAAAACACGAUCUAAUGUGCAAAAACCUGACAGUGCUGUUGCUAACUUGCACUCUCAAGGCAUUCCAUGGGUUAUUAAAAACUUUAUUUUUUCAUUUGUAAGAAUCUUGGAUGGAUGGAAAGGGGUGAAAGAACUACUUAGCGAAAAACAUGACACGUUUUCUAGAAUUGAGAAUAAGUAUUAUAGCCCUAAUAUACGAGAAUGUUUUGUACAAUGGCAAGCGGUCACCAAAGAAAUGUUGACUCACAUUUACAAAACAUUCAAAUGCCUCGAUCAUGGAUUUACCAUGGAACAAAAGAGUUUUACUCACAACUACUAUGCAACUAAUUCGGCUGCUCCGCGUCAACAAAAUCAAAACAAAUUCCAGUCAGUGAAGCCACAUGCGAGUACCCCGAGGCCUGUCAACGCAUCUCCGCAACCGUUCAAUGCCGUCCAACCGCCGUGGGUACAAAAUCAGACACAGGGAACGUCACAAAAUUUCAAUGAAGGGCCGUGGCCUGCUAGAUCUGGAGUAACUUAUAAAAAAUUUCCAGUCGUUCCGCCACCAAACUCACAUAACUUCUAUCCAUUGAACGAUCAGUCUGAUAUGGACAGCUUUCAAAAAGCACAAUAUAAAUGUGAUCCCUGCGGUGUCCGCGAGGCCAAACCUCGUCAAUCUUGGACUAUAACAAAUGUACCUGAUUUUAGAGCACUCGAAGGCAUGUGUCACGCUGACCAAAGGGAACUGUAUACUCAGCUGAAACAUAAAAUGGACGCUGAACUAGGUAAAGCUCCAGGCCAACCACUUAUGGGUAACAUACCGUGCGAUUUAAUGCAGCGCCGUGACAUGGAAUUGAAGGCAAAGAUGAUUCCUUUGAGUCAUGUAGAAAAAACACUGAUACCGAGCAUGGCAGCCGCCGCCGAGAUGAGAGGCUGUUACGUGCAGAAGAAUAAUAGCUGCGGCGAUACAAAGGAAGAGGCAGAUUUUUUUGCGGCGUGGGGUCAGAUGGUCCAAAAAGAACCUAGCGAUUUUAUAACUCAUCACAAUCACAGUAUUCAAGUUCCCUCGAAUGUUGUGACGAUCUCUAACAAUAUCUCUGGCCCCGUGCAAUUUAUUGAUCCCGAAAACGAUGAGUUUCAUGAGAUGUCUAAAGUUUACAUGAAGCCUGGCAGUUACAAAGUUCCUAUUAAGCCUGCUGAUCCUAUAUCACCAUUUGUACAAGGCGUUUCACAGGAAGUCGUAUACGAUGGUGCGGUGGUGGAUGAUAUGACUCCAUUGAAAAUGAAAAUGCCAUUUCCUCCUGUGACAUUGGCACCACAGCCAAAAUACAAUAUGGAAGCGUGGCCAUGCUUGAUGUCCAGACGUGCUGAUGAUAUUUUUGACGAUCAAAAGAUAAUGCAGAGACCUGCUAUUCCAUGCUUAGAUAUAAGAAGUGCAGAUACUCUAGAUAUUUUGAGUUCAAUGACAUCUGACCGUGCUUGGGAAGCAGCUAAGCAAUCUGCUCCUAAAUUGAUGGAUUUUAUCCACGAGGGCUCCAAGUCGGACACAGCUCGGUUGUAUGAUGCUUUAGGUCUCAGCGCAACCGAUGAAUAUCUCGAUGAUUUGAAGCAAGUGAAACUUGGUAUUGAACAAAAUAACGCGUGGGCCACUGGACUACCCGCGAACCAUUUCAUGCCAAAAGACUUACCGACCUUGUGGGACCAGCAAGUACCUAAACACGAGUAUGGGAUAACAAAGAGUCAAGAACAAUCUAUAUUUGUUGAAGACACCACAAAGUUUGUAGAUUUGGAAUCAAAAUGUCUAGAACCAGAAGAUCACGUCGAAGUAAUUGAUAACAAAACUGAACAAUCAAAAGAGAAUGCACGUUGUCCAAAUUUCGAUCACACUGGCAAUUGUAUUCGAGACGAAAAUCACAAGAAAUCUACUGGCAAAUCAAAGGUGGCAGUGUCAGGCAUGUGGUAUCAUCCCAAGAAAAAGAAACCUCUUGCUGCAACUACUGUCAAAAAGUUUGAAACAAUAUUAGGCAACUUAUCACAGAUAAACGAAGCCGCGUUUAUUCAACACGAUAUGGAUAUUAAAGUGGCUCCUCGUUUUUACGAAGUUGUGAAAUAUCCAAUGUGCCUUCACGAUAUAUCUACAAAAUUGAAGAAUUCAGCCUAUACUGAAUACGAACAAGUCGUUCAAGAUUUUAGGCGAAUUUUCAACAAUGUCCGACUCUACCUAAAGAGUUAUCCUGACCCUGCUAUGAAGAAAAAUGUAAAUAAAGUGUCAAGUGACUUCGAGAAAUUGUUGAACGACGAAUUUCAAAAUAAAUGGGAAACUAAACCCAAGUCUCAAGAGACCGUGGAGCCACAGGAGAGUUCCAAGAGUAAGAAAGACGAGAAAGAGGGUGAAGUUACCAGCGCGGAGACGAAAUACGAUGACGCAAACAAAAAAGACACAAAAACUAGUGGAAAUGACAAGAAUUAAACGAAUUUAACUCUACUUUGACUUCGGGGGCUAUUAUCAUAAAUCUAAAAAGUAAUAAUUACUGCCACAGUUCGUCGCUACGGCGAAAAUACUAGAAACUAUUUUGGAUCAUGCCAGCAAACCAGUCGCAUAAAAUCUAAAAUGGCACAAAUCUAUGAUUAGUAAAAUUACAAUUCAAAAUGUAUCAACAGAUGGUUAAAAUAAAGAACAGAGUAUAUUUUUUUUAAACAAAUGUCAGUGAAGUUACCAGAACUUAUAAUACAUAAGAUUAUCAAUUUAAUGUGUAAGUGCUUGCCAGUUUUUCGAAUGGACUUUAUCAGCUACCAGAAAGGGGCAUUAACUUUAUUUUGUUCUCUAUUUAAUUGUUGUCUUCUUUCCUUGCGCGGUUACUUAUAAUAAUUUAUUUUUAUGCGCAUCUUGUUCAUGUUUCUUCCAUUAAUUCACAUUAUCUACUUAGCCCGUGUUGAUUUUGCCUGCACAGAUACAAAUUUAGACGCACCGUGUAGGUGGCCGCAUUUUCUUUGUGCCCCUGCGCGCUUUGUCACCGCUAGUUUCCCUAUAGCCGAACCUAGAAUAGAUAGUUCUUUUUUAUAUCUCGAUCUGUGAUGUAUAUUUAGGUAAAAGUUGAUAAUUUGAAUCGUUUUUUCACGCUUAAUUACUAGUUAUACACGCUUGCGACUGUAAAUAGAUUAAUAAAAUUUGAGCUUAAAGGUUUAAGUUGUCGAAUUUCAGCCAUGUGUUUAAGGACUGACAUUGAUAUAUACAAUUGAUGGUAUCACACUGAUAUUAUAGAGUAUUUCCCAUCAUGAGAAGCGGGUGCCACGAGCGGCAUCUUGUCGUCGCCCUGUUAACCUAACGGGGCAUUUCUAUUUGACAGAGCCGCCUCGUCGCCCUUCUCGUGCUGAGAGAUUAUUGAUAACAUUAUAUUUAUAUUGUACGUGAAACGUUGUUUUUUAUCUGAUUUGUUCAUUCGGUGUCCCCGCAUCAAUAUUUAAAUAUUUUUUAAACGAUUUUUGAGUCCAUUUUACCUGCCAUAGAAAAUAAGUGAAUGGGUUACGACGUCUCACUUUGAUAUCCUUGUUUCAGUGUCCUUUCGACACUUUGAAAAUAUUGUAAGUCCAAAUUCCAAAUUUCAAAUUCUUCUAUGAUGACGUUCGAGUUAAUUUUAAGUAUUCAUUAAGUUGUGAUUUUAUUAUUUAACUUAUUUACCUAAAAUUAUGGCAAGGAACUCC